AUGGGCAUCCGAAUAACGAGCUGGAAUGUCAAUGGCAUUCGUAACCCUUUCGCGUACCAGCCAUGGCGCGACAAACGAACUUUCGAGGCCAUGUUCGACAUUCUAGAGGCCGAUAUCGUGGUGUUCCAAGAGACCAAGAUCCAAAGAAAGGACUUGCGGGACGACAUGGUCUUGGUACCGGGUUGGGACAAUUACUGGAGUCUCCCUAAGCACAAGAAAGGAUACUCCGGAGUCGUGGUUUACACUCGCAACGCGACCUGUGCACCGAUCAGAGCCGAAGAAGGCAUCACCGGUAUUCUAACUCGUCCCAAUUCCGCCACCAGUUUCCGAGACCUGCCACCGGAAGAGCAAAUUGGAGGGUAUCCAAAUGCCGAACAGUUGGCGGAGGUGGAAUUUGACCUCGCCACACUCGAUUCCGAGGGUCGAUGUGUCAUUCUCGAAUUUCCUGCGUUUGUCCUCAUUGGAACUUACUGUCCUGCCGAACGAGACGAAACCCGAACGCACUUCCGGACGAGCUUUCUGCAUGUCCUGGAUGCGAGAAUACGAAAUCUAGUAAGGAUGGGCAAGAGAGUGGUGUGGACCGGCGACCUCAACAUCUCAAGAGAGGAGAUAGACACCGCGGCGGCGGAAGAAAGCAUGAGAAAGAACGGUGUCGAUGCUGUGGAGUGGAUAUCUACACCAGCAAGGAGAAUGCUCAAUCAGCUGCUGGUGGGUGGCAAGGUUCACGGUGCAAGGGACGAAGGACGGGAGACCCCGAUCUUAUGGGACCUUUGUCGUGCCUUCAACGAAGGGCGUAGAGGCAUGUACACAUGUUGGGAGACCAAGGUCAAUGCUCGACCGGGAAACUACGGCGCGAGGAUUGACUAUGUCAUCUGCAGCCACGAUAUGAAAGACUGGUUCUACGAUGCCAAUAUUCAAGAAGGCCUCAUGGGUUCCGACCAUUGCCCCGUGUUUGCUGUCCUCAGUGACAGUAUCAUUGUUGAUGGAGACACGCGUCACAUCCUGGAUAUGCUUAACCCCCCCGGUAUGUUCCAGAAUGGGAUCCGCAAGCUGGAGUGGUCCAACAAGAACUUACUGCCUAUGUCUGGCAAGCUGAUCCAGGAAUUUGACAAGCGACGGAGCAUUCGGGAUAUGUUUACCAAGAAGCCCUCGUUACCGAAAGCUGAGAGCACUGCAACGGAUAUCAAUGACAGUUCUUCGCAACCCCCGCCACCUCCUCUCCUAACUGCGACUGUCGAAUUUACUUCGAAGGACGACGCUGGCUGGUCAUCAAGCACUUCGAAUGCUACCGCCGCCCCCAUACCGGCCAACGGGAAGCGCUCCGCGAAAUCUGAUACGCUCCCAGCAGCCAAGAAAAGCAGAUCGCAGUCUACUCAGACUAGCACUGGGAAAGGACAACAGAGUCUGCGAGGAUUCUUUGCUACCAGGGGCCCGGCCCCGGCGAGUGCAGUGGAUGACUUGGCCGCGACUGACCCAGAACUUUCCGAAGACGCAAUAUCGACCGAAAAUUCUGCACCUGGCGUGACCGUGAUCUCGCCCUCAAGAACGAUUGCCUCCAUUGAAGACGAAGCUGCCAACGUUGCCUCCAAGCAGUCGUGGGGUAAACUAUUUUCGAAGCCGAUUGCGCCAAAGUGCGAGCACGGCGAGCCUUGCAAAACAAUGCUUACAAAAAAACCGGGAGUGAACUGCGGCCGCUCAUUCUGGAUGUGCAAUCGGCCACUCGGUCCAAGUGGAAAACAGGAGAGAGGAACUCAAUGGAGAUGCAAUACAUUCAUCUGGGCCAGUGAUUGGGACGCGCGCGAGCCGGGCUGA
Messenger RNA from Exophiala spinifera, 1812 nucleotides. RefSeq names its product exodeoxyribonuclease III. The transcript has 2 exons. The coding region runs from base 1 to 1812 and encodes 603 amino acids. NCBI's taxonomy places the organism in Eukaryota, Fungi, Ascomycota, Eurotiomycetes, Chaetothyriales, Herpotrichiellaceae. Gene Ontology annotation, molecular function: double-stranded DNA 3'-5' DNA exonuclease activity; phosphoric diester hydrolase activity; DNA-(apurinic or apyrimidinic site) endonuclease activity. The record is from RefSeq and is a predicted model, not a curated record. Gene Ontology annotation, cellular component: nucleus. Gene Ontology annotation, biological process: base-excision repair.